This is a messenger RNA of Malassezia sympodialis ATCC 42132, 1269 nucleotides long. RefSeq lists its product as uncharacterized. Gene Ontology annotation, biological process: transmembrane transport. Gene Ontology annotation, molecular function: transmembrane transporter activity. Lineage: Eukaryota; Fungi; Basidiomycota; Malasseziomycetes; Malasseziales; Malasseziaceae. The record is from RefSeq and is a predicted model, not a curated record.
AUGGAACGCAUAGAGAGCCCAUCCAGCUCUCUAGACAAGGAGGUGGUGCUGGAGAAGCAGGUUACUCAGACCUGUGAAGAGCCGCCCGAUGGCAGCCUGAGGGGCUGGCUCCAGGUGCUCGGUGCUCAUCUGCUUGUCUUGAAUGGGUGGGGCUAUAUGACGUCCUUUGGUAUCUUCCAGCCCUACUACGUGAAUAACCUACAGCACUCCCCCUCAGAUAUUGCAUGGAUUGGAUCCCUUGAGAUCUUUUUCCUCUUUGGCAUGUCGAUCAUCACUGGUCGAGCAUCAGAUGCAGGGUAUGCGCGCCACCUGAUCGUAUUGGGGGUGUGUCUGCAGAUGGUGGGCGUGUUUACAACGUCUGUGUGCAAAGAGUACUGGCAGGUUCUGCUUGCCCAAGGUGUAUGCCAGGGUAUUGGCAAUGGAUUUGCGUUUGCGCCGGCCGUCUCAGUCGUGUCAUCCUACUUUAAAAAGAACCGGGUGGUGGCAAUGUGUUUGAUGUCCUGUGGCACAUCGACGGGUGGCCUGAUCUUUCCCGCUAUUGCCGAAACGCUCCUCCCCUCAAUUGGCUUCGGGUGGACGGUGCGUGUGAUGGGCUUUGUCAUGCUUUUUAAUGGCGUGGUUGCGAUCAUCUUGAUCCGUCCCUACGUCCCGCCACGGCGUGGGCCUAUACUGGAGUUGUCCACAUUCAAGGAGCCUACUUUUUCCCUGUUUACACUGGGCUGCUUCUUUGCCUUUUGGGGCAACUUUGUGGCCUUCUUUUUCGUGCGUACCUUUGCGCAGGAAAAGUUCCAGGCCGACGACUCGACGACGUUCAACCUCAUGCUUGUAAUGAACGGCAUUGGCUUCCCCGGUCGCAUCAUACCCGCUAUCAUCGCCGACCGCAUAGGCCCCAUCAACUCGAUCAUCCCUGUCAUGGUGAUCUUGGGUAUCCUCACGGGCUGCUGGAUGGCUGUGAAAAGUAUGUCGGGCAUGUGGGCGUUUGUCGUGUUCUACGGUUUGUUUUCUGCGGCCAUGAUGGGCCUGGCGCCCGCCUCUGUGCCGAGCCUAUCGCCGCAUGUCAGCAAGAAUGGCAUGCAUAUAGGCCUCUUCUUCUCUGUCGCUAGUCUUGCGGGACUCAGCGGCACCCCCAUUGCGGGCCGCCUCAUUACCAUCCAAGAUGGCAAGUUCACCGGGGCACAGGCGUUUGGAUGUGUCUCGUUCCUGGUGGGCGCCGUGUUCGUCAUUGCGGCGAGAUAUAUGAAGGGAAAAUUCGAGUUGAAACGGUUGUAA